Ricinus communis (castor bean) is the source of this 2156-nucleotide messenger RNA. RefSeq names its product probable indole-3-acetic acid-amido synthetase GH3.1. Bases 82 to 1878 code for a protein of 598 amino acids. NCBI's taxonomy places the organism in Eukaryota, Viridiplantae, Streptophyta, Magnoliopsida, Malpighiales, Euphorbiaceae. The transcript has 3 exons. Gene Ontology annotation, cellular component: cytoplasm. The record is from RefSeq and is a predicted model, not a curated record. Gene Ontology annotation, molecular function: acid-amino acid ligase activity.
UGCUAGCCAUCGAGUACAUUUUUUAUUUUUUUUUUUCCUGUGAAACUCUUUAGCUCUCUCGAUUCCACGUUCUUGAUUAUAAUGGCUGUUGAUUCUGGUCUUUCAUCACCGCUGGGUCCUCCUGCAUGUGAAAAAGAUGCUAAAGCUCUUCAAUUUAUUGAAGAAAUGACAAGAAAUAUAGACUCAGUGCAAGAAAAGGUUCUUGCAGAGAUACUCAGCAGAAAUGCAGAGACUGAAUAUCUAGAAAGAUUCCAGCUUAAUGGAGCUACUGAUCGCGAUGCAUUCAAGUCCAAAGUUCCAGUCGUUACUUAUGAAGAUCUCCAACCUGAGAUUCAACGUAUUGCUAAUGGUGACCGCUCUAACAUCUUUUCUUCACACCCUAUUUCUGAGUUUCUCACUAGCUCUGGAACUUCUGCUGGUGAGAGAAAACUGAUGCCAACAAUUCAUGAAGAGUUAGACCGUCGCACGUUAUUAUACAGUCUUCUUAUGCCUGUCAUGAAUCUCUAUGUGCCUGGUUUGGACAAAGGAAAGGGUCUGUAUUUCUUGUUUGUGAAGGCUGAAACAAAGACACCUGGAGGGCUCGUGGCACGUCCAGUACUCACAAGCUACUACAAAAGUGAGCACUUCAAGAACAGGCCAUUUGAUCCUUACAACGUCUACACUAGCCCAAACGAGACUAUUCUCUGCCCUGAUUCUUUUCAAAGCAUGUAUAGUCAAAUGCUCUGUGGACUAAUUAUGCGAGAAGAGGUGCUUAGAGUUGGUGCAGUUUUUGCCUCUGGACUUCUUAGAGCCAUUCGGUUUCUUCAAAUCAAUUGCAAGCAUCUAGCAGAAGAUAUCUCCACUGGUACCUUAAACCCUAAAAUUUCUGACCCUUCAAUAAGGGAAUGCAUGGCCAAAAUCUUGAAACCUAACCCAGAACUCGCUGAGUUUAUUACAAAGGAAUGCUCAGAAGAGAACUGGGAAGGUAUUAUAACAAGAAUUUGGCCUAAUACAAAGUAUCUAGAUGUCAUUGUUACAGGUGCCAUGGCUCAAUAUAUACCAACUCUUGAGUAUUACAGCAAUGGUUUGCCUAUGGCUUGCACCAUGUAUGCUUCUUCUGAAUGCUACUUUGGUGUAAAUCUUAACCCAAUGGUGAAACCAUCUGAUGUUUCUUAUACAAUCAUGCCAAACAUGGCUUACUUUGAGUUCUUGCCGCAUGAGUCAUCAUCCUCAGCUCUCUCUCGCGACUCACCUCCACGUCUAGUGGAUCUUGCUGACGUAGAAGUUGGUAAAGAGUAUGAACUUGUUAUUACUACUUACGCCGGUCUGAACCGGUACAGAGUCGGAGACAUUCUUCGCGUCACAGGUUUUCAUAACGCAGCUCCACAGUUUCGAUUCAUAAGGAGAAAGAAUGUGCUGUUGAGCAUUGAUUCAGAUAAAACUGAUGAAUCUGAACUUCAAAAGGCGAUAGAAAAUGCUUCUUUACUGUUACGUGAGUUCAAUACCAGUGUUGUGGAAUACACUAGCUAUGGAGAUACGAAAACAAUCCCUGGUCAUUAUGUGAUAUACUGGGAAUUGCUUAUUAAGGACCCAUCAAACUCGCCAACCGAGCAAGUGUUGAACCAAUGCUGUUUAGCCAUGGAAGAGUCACUUAACUCGGUUUACAGACAAGGCCGAGUUGCGGAUAGCUCGAUUGGUCCAUUAGAGAUAAGGGUGGUGAAAAAUGGUACUUUUGAAGAGUUGAUGGAUUAUGCAAUUUCAAGAGGGGCAUCAAUUAAUCAGUAUAAGGUACCAAGAUGUGUCAGUUUCACUCCCAUUAUGGAACUGUUAGACUCAAGAGUUGUGUCUAAACAUUUCAGCCCAUCUCUGCCGCAGUGGACCCCAGAACGACGCCGUUGAAGUCUGCAUGGCGGCAACGGCAAGAUAUAUAAUAGAGCAGCAAGAAAGCAACCACUCUCUACAUAUGUCUCUUUUCUUUUUCUUGAAAUUUAGCUUUUAAAAGUCUCUUUUUCUUUUCUUCUUUCUAAGAAAUUUGCAGUGUGUUUGUGUAAUAAGUUCAUAUAAUCUGUACUGCGCAUGAUGUAAUUGUCCAUUUGAUGUUUGUUUGUCCAUUUGGAAUCCUUUUGUUACAUAUAUAUAUAUAUAUAUAUAUAUAUAUAUAUGCUUCUUCUGUCUCA